Molecule: messenger RNA, 1221 nt
Organism: Nicotiana tabacum (common tobacco)
Lineage: Eukaryota; Viridiplantae; Streptophyta; Magnoliopsida; Solanales; Solanaceae
Source: RefSeq, a predicted model, not a curated record
CAGCUCAAGAAGUUCCUUACGAUUCAUCACUUACAAAAUCCAUACUAAGCAAAAAUCUUCCAUCUGAACGUGAUGAUCAAACAAUCCUUUUCUUUAACCAAAGUCACUGCAUUUUCUUUAAGCCAAUCAAAGCACACCCUUUUCACAUUCCACUACAAAUUCUCCAAAACCAAUAUGCAUGCCUCUUUCAGUGCCAGAGCCACACCCACUGUUAAACAUGUUCCAGAGCUAAGCCCUGAAGAAAUGGACAGAGUACGUGAACAGACAUUUCAAAAAUACACUAGUGUUAGUGGUUUGGGUGAGAGGAAAGGUAAAGGGGUUGCAAUUGUUUGGUUCAGGAAUGACUUGAGAGUGUUGGAUAAUGAGGCUCUUUUUAGAGCUUGGGUUUCAUCUGAAGCAAUAUUGCCUGUUUAUUGUGUUGAUCCUACACUUUUUGGGACUACCCAUUAUUUUGGAUUGCCCAAAACUGGAGCUUUAAGGGCACAAUUCAUCAUAGAAUGCUUAACCGAUUUGAAAAGGAAUCUAGUGAAGAGGGGACUUGACCUGUUAAUUCAACACGGUAAACCAGAAGAGAUUAUCCCUUCCCUUGCAAAAGCAUUUAAAGCGCACACAGUGUAUGCCCACAAGGAAACCUGCAGCGAGGAAGUAAAAGUUGAAAAAUUGGUCACAAGAAAAUUGCAAGAGUUUGUGCCACCGUCAUCUGGUGGAGUAGGCAAUGAGCCAAGAUCUUUAAAUGCUACUAAACUGGAAUUAUUAUGGGGUAGUACUAUGUAUCAUAUAGAUGAUCUUCCAUUUGGCUGUGAGAGUUUACCAGAUGUGUACACUCAGUUCCGUAAGUCAGUGGAAUCCGAAUCAAGAAUCCGUAAUUGCAUUAGACUCCCAGCAUCACUUGGUCCACCACCAGAGGUUGGAGAUUGGGGAUGUGUCCCACAAGUUACUGAGCUCGGGCUUCAGUCGGAAAAGGUUUCUAAAGGAAUGAAGUUUAUUGGCGGUGAAAGUGCUGCACUGGGUAGAGUACAUGAUUACUUUUGGAAGAAGGUGAGAGACCUUUCUUUAAUCUGCGAUUACUGCACUGCCAAUGCUACGGGGAUAUUUCAAAUUUUAUAUCCGGUUUCUUGUCUUUUCAUUUCUUUUAGUGUAGGGUAUCAGGUAGUGUUUUGUUCAUUUUUUUACCCCUCUUUUUCUAUUUCUUUGGUGCAACGAUAGAGUUGUUUGAUAUUG